This is a messenger RNA of Solanum tuberosum (potato), 609 nucleotides long. RefSeq lists its product as uncharacterized. Lineage: Eukaryota; Viridiplantae; Streptophyta; Magnoliopsida; Solanales; Solanaceae. The transcript has 3 exons. The coding region runs from base 134 to 454 and encodes 106 amino acids. The record is from RefSeq and is a predicted model, not a curated record.
AUUUUUUUUAAAUUGAAAUCUAUAGUCUUUUCUUCUUCUUCUUCUUUCUUAUAGUGUUUAGUUUCUUCUAAUAUUCAUAAAAUUUAGCAAAAAUAAGUGGUUAUUUUGAUUGGAAUUCUUCGAAGUAUAUACAAUGGGUGAUUCUUCAGCUCAAUACAUCCACUUGGUGCAUCACUUAAUUGAAGAGUGUUUAUUGUUCAACAUGAGCAGAGAGGAAUGCAUGGAAGCACUUUCCAAACAUGCAAAUAUUCAGCCAGUUAUCACAUCCACAGUGUGGAAGGAGUUGGAGAAGGAGAACAAAGAGUUUUUUGAGUCAUACAAGAAAAAAAACAAGGAUGAAGAAUCAACAACAACCAACAAUAAUAAUAAUAAUAUAGAAUCCAAAGUGGAGAUAACAAGACAAAGAAUCCACAAGAUGCUCUUGGAUUCCUCCCUCUCUAAAGACAAACCAUAGCACUAAUUAAUUAGCUCAUGUUUUUUUUUAAUCUUAUUGUGUUCAAAGUAAUAAAUUAGAAAAUAGAUGUAGAAAUAAUUGACAUGUUAUUAUUUGUGUGUUCUUAAGAAAUUCAAUCGAUCUACUCAUUAUUAAUUGACACAUUAUUUGCGCUA